GCAGCGCUCUAUCUCCAUGGCAAUGGCACUGCUGGUUUUUGAGGCAGCAGGAACUGAUGUGGUUUUUCACCCAGAACUGGCCCAGGGCAGUGUUUUAGAGCAGUCAGAGUGCAGCAUCAACAAGCGUCUACAGUCCUGUGGGAAUGGGCCACUUGUGAGGGGCAAUGGGAUACCCUCACCUCUCUGGGGGGAGAGAGAAACCCCUGGAGCCCAAACUUGCCCCCAACCCAGGGCUGAGUGGAUGGAAAACCCUCAGGGCAGAGCUGGUCACUGCCCCUUUACAGCCUUGUGUGCUCCAGUGGGAACAUCUGACCCCGUGAGCCCUUGACAUGGUGGGGAGGCUGGGAGGAGCUGCAUCCGGAGGAAGGCACAACUCCCAUGGGAAGGCAGGAGGGACGGAAGGACAGACAGGGGAGGGAACCGGGACUUUCCUUCCUGUCCUGUGGAACAGGUUUCCCAGAGAAGCUGUGGAUGUCCUAUCCCUGGAAGUGUCCAAGGCCGGGUUGGAUAGGGCUUGGAGCCACCUGAGAUAGAAGAAAGUGUCCCUGCACAUGGCAGGGGGAUUGGAUCCUUUAAAGUCCCUUCCAGCCCAAACUGUUCUAGGAUUCCCUCCUCUGUGUGUGUGGCCUGGCUUGCCAGGGAGAGUUGCAAAACUCUCUCUGGUGUUGUCAGGCAGGGAUUUACCCUGUUCCACACUUGUCUUCCCAGCUCUGACACCUGGCAAUGACCUGGCCAUGGCAGCACCCAGCACCCUGCAGCCUCCACUGCUGUGUCCCUGCCCUGCUGUCAAUGGAAAGCAAAUGUCAGUGGGAUGUAAGCACUGGAUGGAGGGAGCUGGGUAUAAACCCCACUGGAUAUUCAUGGCGUUGUUCUCCCAGCCCUUCUCGGAGCGUGGCUGUGUCCUUCGAGGAUGGCACUGGCCAGACUGCUGCAGUUUGUAUUUCUCCCAGCCUUGUCCUUGUGGUUCUCCAGGAGGAGUCGGUGUGUUUUGCGUUAAAGGGCCAAUGUGCAGGGAGGUGGCCAGGGUGACACAUGCCUCGUGCUUGACCUUGUCUCCCUUUGGCCCUGGCAGCGCUCCCUGCACUGGGCUCACUGAAAUUCCCUUCCUGGAAACAGCAAAGGAGCGAGUGUUUGCCUUCAGCUCAGGAGAGUGUGACGUGAUGUCCCUGGGCAGUGGCCAGGCGGGGAGGGACCGGCCACGCUGGGCUCAGAGCAGGGCCACCAGGAGACACGCCUCAGGAGGGAAGGCUGUUAAAAAUAAACAGGCUGACGAGUGGCAGGAGGAAGGAGCCACCUCUGGUGUCCCCACACUUCUCCCUGGAGCAGGGCGAGUGGCUGUGCUGCCUGGAGAGCCGAGCACAGAGGCGGGCUCCGAUCCCAACCCUGCCGUGCUGGCAAGCACAGCCCGGGGGAAGCAGGCGCUCGGCAAAGGCAGCCGGAGCAUCCCCCCGCGGCUCCUGCGCGCCCCGCGCGUCGCUCCGUGUUAGAUCAGGACCGGAGCAGGCUGCAGUGACCUUGAGAGAUGCUCUGUGGUUCUGACCCUCCAGCCGGCCCGCAGAUCACCUGGCAAGAGAGGAGCCAGGCUUUGCCCUCGCAGAACUCAACCCCCAUGGGAUGAAGUGGCUGUCCUACCCCAGAGCUCACCGUUGUGCCGAUUGGUUCGAGGUUCAGGCAUCUGGAGCUCUUCAGCUAAGGCAGCGCUACCCAAAGGCAGCUGCAUCUGCUCAGAUGAGGGGCUGGUGUCUGUGAGGGCACGCUCAGGGCUGGCCGGGCCAGGUGCAAUGUGCUGCUGGCAUUUCCUGGAGCAGGUGGCCAGCGACUUGUCCCGGCAGGUACCUGCACCGUGACUCACGUCUCCGGCUCGACUCCGGCAGGGAGAUCAGGGUGAAUUCUUUGGGCCGUGCCGGGGGCAGGAGACUCAUCAUGCUCUCUCCUGCUCCUCCUCUGCCCUGGAAGUUCCCACGGUGGCAGCCAGUGGUGCUUAUCUCCGUGGGAACAAGGGCACUGCCCCUCCAUCAGCAGAUGUGCUUCGGAGCGCCCGCGCUGGUGGGAGGGACUGCGGGGGACAGCCCGCUGCCUCUCCAAACGCAGCGGCCAGCUCGUUGUGCAAGUGGGUGCCAAAGGCUGUGUCCCUGCUCUGGGGUCAGGUUUUGUGCUAGAGUCCCCUGGGAAAGCUGGGCUCAGCUGUGGCCACCCUGGGAUGCAGCUCACCGUGGAAAGAGAGGCUUCAGUGACCAAAAAAGUGUCAAUAUGGUCACUACCCGGAUGAAUGUCCCCUUUGGGUGUAAUCCUUGGUGAUUGUGUCCUGCUGGUGCCCGCUAAGCCCUGGCUGAGAUGUGAGAAAAAGCCAGGACCUAAUUGGAAGCAGGCUGUAAAUGCAGCUCCUCUCAUUUCCUUUCCUUGUGCAGCAAAGCCCUCUCGUGGAAGUUGGCAGUAGCUUGCCAUGGAAGAUGCGGCUGCAGCAAUGUGCUGCUUCUUCCCGGGAGAUGCAGCCCCUGUCCCCUGCGGCCCCAGCCCCAGAGGAGGUGGGACAGACCCGAAGGGUCACACCCCUGAAGGGCCCAUCGGCAGGGCGACGCGGUGUGACUGCGCUCCAUCCCGUGGGGAUUCCAGGUUUUUCCAGGGAGCUGCUGAACCUGCUCUCUUGGCUGUGUUGGGGGGGAAUGGUUGUGCCUUUGGCUUUCUUUACACACUUGUAAGGACACCACAAGGCGCCCCAGCCUGCAGCACCUGGCACGGGGAUGCUGGGGUGGGACAGUGCGUGGUUGUUCCAGCGCUGGUGCUGGCUGGAUCUGCUCCAGACCCAUGCACGUCCCCAGAGCCUUGGCAGGGAUAAUUCCCUGGGAAUUAUUCCCAGCAAUGGAGGGUGUCAGCUUAUCGUGGGGUGGCCUGACAUGAAAGAGAGAGAUGAAGCCAAGAGCCAAGGUACAGCAUAAACACCAGUAACCCCCAACCUUGCUGGGGCAGAUGUGCUGGCUGGGAGAGGGGAAGACACUGGGAUGGGUCCCUGCUUCCCUGCCUUCCUACAGGAGGCAAUGGCAAUUCCUUCUGGAGGUGCAAGGCUUGCUAAGAGGGUGGGCAUGGACAGGAUGGCUUUGGGUGGCUCUGUUACUCCUGGCAGGGUCCUUGUCCUGUCCCCCACGGCUCUCCCAAGGUGACACAUUAUUUACUGCAGUAAAUAACUGCAUUGUCCUGGCUCACCUGGGAGCAUCACAGUCCUCAGUGGCACCUGGGGGAUGGGGAAUUGCUCUCACCUCUCCUCACCUGGGUCCCAGCUGGCCUCACCUGGGCAUCCCACCCACACCCUGUACCAAAGGCUGCAUUUAAGCUCAGCCCAGGGCUCUUAGUUCCUCGUUUGGCUCUUUGGGGCAGGUUGGGCUGUUCUGUUCCUCUGGGGAUCCCCCUUGGCCCUGCCUGGUGCAUUGAAGGCAGAGGGUGUGGAUCAGACUGCAGUACCAUCUGCCCUCCUUGCCCUCCUGCAGCAGCCAGGGGAGGGGAUAUUUCCUCCUUGGGAGCCCCUUUGGUGCUGCUGGCAGUAGUUGGGUGUUUUCCCUCCCCAAUCCUGGCUCUGUUCUGGUGGUGGGUGAGCAGUGCCUUUGUGUUUUGCAGGCACUGACACCUCCUGACCACUAAACCCCACCAAACCCCCUGGAGCUGGGAUUUUUCUUUGCACUUCUUAAGCACUUGGUUCCCUUUGUCCUGCCUGAGUUUAAUUUCCCCUGUUGGGUAUGUUUAAGCAAUUUUCUUGCACUUUUAGCAACACAAAAAUUGUUAUGCUGGCUGCACUUUUUAAUUCUCAAAUUGUUGAGCUGCCACCUCCUUGCCUGGGGGCUGAUGGCAGGCUGUGUAAAUAUUUAGUGUUGCUGCUCCCCUGGCAUCAGCCUCUUGGUUUUCCCAGCCCACCUUCUCUGCUGCUGUCGGCAGGGGCUUGUUCCUCGGGCUCGGGGGCUGCCUUACACCCUGCUGGAGGUGAUGGGUGCAAGAUUGCUGCUGCACCCGGGUGGGGAGUGGGUGCAGCUCUGUGCUCGUGUGUGCGAGCAGCAGAGCGAUCCACAGCUUUGCUGUGACUGCUCGGCAGCGGGUGAUUUUUGCAGAUGGGUCGCUCGGUGAAGGUUUUAGUGGCCUGGCGAAGCUGGAAUGCAGAGGGGAAGCAGGGCUGGAUGUGGGUUCGUUUUCCUUGGAGCGUGGCCGGUGCCCACCGCAGGCAUUCAUUCGGCUGGAAGCCGUGCGCCUUGGGGAGCUGGGAUGUGCAUCCUCCGUGGCCAGGCCGGCAGGUGGGGCUCCUGCCCACGGCGAGCUGCUGCAGAGGCGCCUGGAGAGCCGGGCAUCCCCGGGCAGGCAGCGCUGGGGGGAUGCUUCCCCACCACGGUCCCUCCUGCAGAGUUUCAGCUUCACCGCACACCUUUUUGGUUUUGCCUCCUCGUUGUCCGCAGCAGCUGAGCUCAGCAUUUCCUCGAGGCUUUCCCUGCUGUGGUCACACACUUGGUCACUGGGGCUGGAGGAAUCCUCUGCUGAACUCCACCCCCAGCGCACCUCGGAGCUGCUCCUGGCCACGCACCGGGGGACCCUUGGUGAUUUUAUCUUCUUUUCUUCCUGUUAGAGCAGGGAUUGAUACACGGGAGUCACACUUUCCUGUUUGGACUCAGUGUUUAUUAAUCCUUAUCUACAUCACAGUCUCACGAGUGGUGUGCUCUAACUAGCAAGUGAGAAAAUGGAGGAGUGGAUGAUGCCUUUAACUCUUUCCAAGGUUAUUUAAGUGCUAAUCACCCAAUAACGAGGUGACACCUCUAUUAUUUAUACUUUUAACCCAAUAAUGACCACCCAAGGUCCACAGUGUGGACCUUUUUCACCCAAUUAGAAAAAACCACCCAAACCCAUGAAGAAGAAGGUGAAGAAGAAGGACUUAGACAACACCUUAAAUCCUCCAUCUUGCCCCACAUACAUUAUAAUAUACUAAACCCUUAAAUUCUAAGCUUUUCACCCUGUGAGAUCACACACUUCUACUCAAACUCCACACCCACAAUCCCAGGGCUAUCACUCAACUUUGGAAGCCUCUUCCACGGCCUCAGGU
Molecule: messenger RNA, 5071 nt
Organism: Prinia subflava (tawny-flanked prinia)
Lineage: Eukaryota; Metazoa; Chordata; Aves; Passeriformes; Cisticolidae
Exons: 2
Coding region: 552-1487 (311 amino acids)
Source: RefSeq, a predicted model, not a curated record